Nilaparvata lugens (brown planthopper) is the source of this 3340-nucleotide messenger RNA. RefSeq lists its product as uncharacterized. Gene Ontology annotation, biological process: triglyceride biosynthetic process. The coding region runs from base 713 to 3130 and encodes 805 amino acids. The record is from RefSeq and is a predicted model, not a curated record. Gene Ontology annotation, cellular component: plasma membrane. Gene Ontology annotation, molecular function: diacylglycerol O-acyltransferase activity; long-chain-alcohol O-fatty-acyltransferase activity. NCBI's taxonomy places the organism in Eukaryota, Metazoa, Arthropoda, Insecta, Hemiptera, Delphacidae. The transcript is spliced from 5 exons.
UUUCUAAGAGGGGUCAACUGAGGUUCUUAACCCAAUUCUGUUAGUAAAUAAGAUGCUUUCUUCUUUAGUGAGAUCCACUUUAUACUGUCAGCAAUCCUCUAUGUAUCACAUCAGCGCUCCUCAUUUAACCAAUGCUGACAAGUCUUACUAGAGAGAGUAACUGACGUGAGACGGUGCUUCAACCAAUUUAACAGGAUAAGAAAAUUUUAAAUGUUACAGAACUUUCCACCGUGGAGAAGCCUUACUACCAAAUGGACGACUAAUUCAAUUUGAUAACUUUUAGAAAGAAUUUUCUCUUACAUUUGUUUAUUCCAUUUCAGCGUUCAGACACUUCACAUCAUACUCAUUUCACUCAAGACACUCAAUUGUAAGUUUAAUCAUUCCCUUUAGUGCUUUGAUUUUAUUGGAAAAUUCUAUAGGUAACAAACGUAACUAGGCCUACUACACUAUAACUACUAUAAUCAAGAAUAGGCUAUUAUAAAUAUUUGAUCAAAUUCCUUUCAACAUAUUCAUAUUUUUCAAGAACAUUCAUUACUUUCUCCCCUCAAUAAAAUUGAUAUUUUGAAUAUUAUUCUUAUUUGAGAAAAUUGAAGUAGAAAAGGCUACCCACCUAGCCUGAAAAAAUAGGCUAGACUAGAUAGGCUAUAUCUGGACUGUCAUCUACUAAAAGAGAAAACAAUCUCCUUUCUUCAAAACAUCUGAAAAUCAAGCAAUGAAACAACCAUCGGUGUCAGGAUGGCUUCGAUUAGGUGACAAUUUAUUUCGAAAUUUGACAAACAGCAGCUCUCAGAUUCAGCAGGAGCCAAUACUUUUACAGUCUGAUGAGAACGAGGAGUACGAUGAAACUAGAUCAACGAUUGCUAUUGGUGCAGCUGCAGCCAUUCUGCUGCAUGCUUACAUUAGUCACUCGAGGAAAGCAGGAGUGUCAGUGACUUUCGCACUAGCAGCACUAGUAAUGACUGCAGUGAUUGCACCAAUAAUCGGCUCGAUAUUCCUGCUGCUUGCCUGCUACCGGCAAUGUGUGAUCACGCUGUUGAAAGUGAAAUGCAAGAAAGGCACUUUCGCCGGCCUCAUGAAGGGCAACGAUGCUUUCUGGGCCGUGGAGGAGGACGCGUCUCGGUCUGUUAUCAAUAUUCUGGCGCUCGCUGAUUUCAGCUUCAUCGUUGAGGCAUCCAGGAAAGGUGAAGAACCACUCAACACAGUGCAAGAACUGAUAGAAGAACGACUCCUCAGCAGCCCUUGUCGCUUUCCGAAGCUACUCUGCUACAGGCGACAAGCGAUGGGCUACUUUUUCUGGGAGCGACAACCUAGCAUCGACGUGCAGGACCACGUGCGAUGGAUGGAUUACCCCCGAGACCAACCCGACCAAUUAGUCUCCGAGAAAGUUCUCAAAAGUUUCGUUUCGUCACAGGUCAACUCUCCACUCCCCGCUUACCACGCGUCCGGCUGGGAAAUUCUCAUCAGUCGGUAUCCAUUGAGGGUGGACAAGAUAAGUGAUGAUCCGUUGGAUGCCAUGGAGUCAGGAAACCGAUUCGACAACAAGUACCCGGUGCUUUUCAGGGUUCACCACUCGCUCGGUGACGGAGUAGCUUUGAUUCGUUUGUUGCUGGAUGCAUUGGCCGAUCCUUGUUCGAGGACACCAUCUAGAACUCCUAGUCCGAUGUUUGACACACCACAAAUCAAUGAAAACCAAUUCAGAUCAACUACACCACAGAUGAACGACAACCAACACAGAUCAUCCACCCCUCCCAGCGACUUCUACAAGUCAAACAUCCUCAACAUUCCCACUGAACAAGACUUCAAGAUGAAGAAGAGCGCCUCCCUGAAUUUUGACGAUAGACAAAGCUGUGACGUCACGAAAUCCAUCACCCCCAGUACCAGCAUCAAAGAUUGUGUUCGUUUCGCUUGUAGGAAAUUCAUUAGCUUUCUCGAUGAAGCAAAUGAGAUAAAUCGCUUACACUGUCAAACUCAAAGCCUUCAGAAUAUAAAUAUCCUAAUCAACGAUCAACCAGCUGAUGAGUAUCUUUGUUCUGUGAGUGAAACCAAUGAGAAAAAGAAUCAGAGUUUUGCGAUAAGACCCACUAACCUACUAGUCUCACGGAAAGAUAGAAGGAAAUUUGAGAGUUUCUUUGUUGAAAGAGAUGAGGAGAUUGAGACAGGGGUGUUGCAGUAUUUUUGGGAAAAGUUGAAAUCGUUCAAAGGCGUUCUGUAUCAUCUGGGAGUUCUUGCGUUACUACCGGCCACAGUCAUGAACCAAUCAGUGGCGAGAACCAAUGACGACAACGCUCUUCACGGACCUCAACUGUCCGGAUACAAAGUUGUCGGCUGGUAUUUCGAGGAUGAAGACGCUGAUGAUAACACACUCAUGUCGAAGAUCAAACGCAUCCGCAUGAGGACGGGGACACAUUUCUCCGAUGUGCUACUCACUGCACUAUCUACCAGUAUGGAGGAUUAUUUCAGGCGUUUCAACGAGGUUCCUCACGAUAUCACAGUUGUAAUCCCGGCAAGAAUUGGAAGACCGGAUGAGGGCGAGUCUUCUGCCAAGGUAGCCUCAGCUGUUUUCUCUUCAAAAGAUUUGAAAGCAACUGUGACAAAACUCUACAUGGACAGGAACGCCAAACGCAACCAUUCUGUGAUUUACGAGGAUGCAAAGACAAAGCUUGACAACAAGUUCUCAGUGGCUCUACUGUCGCUCCCCAUUGCCAGUGAGACUCCAAUCAAAGAGGAACUGUUUGGGAAAUUACGUCGCGUACAGCAACGCACCGGAGUUUUGAGGAAGUCGGCCGAUUACAUUGUGAACUAUUGGAUACUGAAUGUGAUUGCCACUCUUUUCCCGGUUCCAGUUUUGAGAGAAGUGACAAAAAGCACGCAAAGUUCGAUGGUGGUCAGCAACAUGCCAGGACCACAGAAGCAGGCCAAACUGGCUGGACAAACUCUGCACAACAUUGUGUUCUGGGUGCCCAACAGAGAUUCAACAGGACUUGGAAUAUCAAUACUGAGCUAUGGAGGACGUCUCCAGCUUGGCAUAAUUGCUGACAGAGCUCUCAUUCCUUGCUCAGAGGAUGCUCAACUGGUCGUUGAUGGGGUGGUGGAAGCUAUCAACAAAAUGGAAAAGAUCUCGUCCCCCUAACCAGUCCAACUGAUGACUUCAACAGGAAAAAAAUAGAAAAACGUCAAUUCAAUUCACCACAAGUUUGAAAUACAGUGAAAAUUGUUUUGAAUACAAAAAUCAAUCGUCAAAUUCUCAAGCUUUCAGUUAUAAGUAUUUUUGUACAUUAUUUUGGAAUAAAUUGAAAAAAAAACAUCAUGUGAAAAUUUAAAUAAAUUGUUGAAGCAUUGG